This is a messenger RNA of Kluyveromyces marxianus DMKU3-1042, 1533 nucleotides long. RefSeq names its product pantothenate transporter FEN2 (gene FEN2). Lineage: Eukaryota; Fungi; Ascomycota; Saccharomycetes; Saccharomycetales; Saccharomycetaceae. Gene Ontology annotation, biological process: pantothenate import across plasma membrane. The transcript has a single exon. Bases 1 to 1533 code for a protein of 510 amino acids. The record is from RefSeq and is a predicted model, not a curated record. Gene Ontology annotation, molecular function: pantothenate transmembrane transporter activity. Gene Ontology annotation, cellular component: plasma membrane.
AUGUAUGGUCAUUCCGGUUCAACAAGGAAAUUGUCCACGCCUAGCAGAAUAAAGGCUUUUUUUUGGGGUGAGCCACCAGAAUCCAAAGAGGAAAGUCGGUUACUAUUAAAGAUAGAUCUUCUCGUUUUGAGUUACGUUUGCUUGAAUUACUGGAUAAAUUAUGUUGAUAGGACAAACUUAUCAAAUGCUUAUGUCUCUGGUAUGAAAGAAGAUCUCAAUUUUAAAGGUGAUGAAUUUAACACAGUGAACACUUGUUUCGUUGUUGGUUAUAUUAUAGGGAUGAUACCCCAUAAUAUUAUUUUGUUGAGAGCUUCCCCUCGUUAUUGGUUAGCGUUCUGCGGGUUCUCGUGGGGGUUACUUACUCUCGGAAUGUACAAGGUCACAUCCGUAAAACAACUUUAUAUCAUUAGGUUUUUCCAAGCAGUUUUUGAGAGCUCUACGUUUGCGGGCACACAUUUAAUUCUAGGAUCUUGGUACAAAGAAACAGAAAUUAAUACUAGAAGUGCGACUUUCACUAGCAGUGGUUUAAUUGGAUCAAUUUUCUCCGGAUUUAUGCAAAGUGCGAUUCAUAAAAACAUGGAUGGAUUGCACGGACUAGAAGGUUGGAGAUGGUUGUUUAUUAUUGAUUUCGUAAUUACUAUACCAAUUUGCAUAUAUGGUUUGUUGUGCUUCCCAAACACGCCAGACAAUAUGAAAAGUAGUUGGUUGUUUUCUGAAGAAGAGUUGCAAAUGGCACAGAUGAGAUUACCACCAAAAAAGGACACAAAACUAGAUCUCACAGUAAUUAAAAGAGUUGUAGGAAAAUGGCAUUGGUGGCUAUUUUCUUUAUUAUGGGUUCUGGGUGGUGAAAAUGAAUCUUUUGGUUCCAAUUCAUUGUUUGCAUUAUGGUUGAAAUACAAAAAUUACUCUAUCAGUAGUAGAAACCAAUAUCCCAUGGGUAUAUAUGCUGUUGCAAUUGCUGCUACCUAUAGUUCUGCACUUUAUGUUGACCAUACUGGUGGUAAAAGGCAUUGGCAUGUUGCGAUAAUGAUAAGCAUAAUGAUGUUAGUGGUAUCUAUAAUGAUAUUAGUGGAUCCAAUGAAAGAUGCAGUAAUGUUCACUGCUCAAUAUUUGGCAGGGUGCUCUUAUGCAGGUCAAGCAAUAUUUUUUGCAUGGGCUAACGUCGUUUGCAGAAGUGAUAUCGAGGAACGUGCGGUCGUUUUAGCAUCUAUGAAUAUGUUUUCAAGUGCCGUAAAUGCAUGGUGGUCCAUUCUAUUUUACGGUGCAACAACAACCCCUAAAUUUAAAAAAGGUUGCUAUGCGAUGCUAGGUACAACUAUAUCUGCAGCAGGUGUGGCAGUAGUUAUCAGAUACUUACAAAGUAGAGAAGAAAAAAGUACCAGUAGUACUUCUUCAGAUGAGGAAUCUAUACCAUCAGGGAAUAAAGUAGGGAAGCAGGGAAACGUAUCAGUUUUGUACGAUUCAGAUCAGGAUCUUUCCCAGAAAAAACUUCCAAACGUGACAGUUUGUCAGAAGGAGUCAAUUAACGAUUAG